AGAUAGUAACAUUUCCAGUGCAUCUGUGAUUGAAAUAGCACGAUCUUGUCCCAAUCUAGUAUAUUUAAACCUUAAUGGACAACCUUCUAUUAAUGAUGAAUCAAUUUGUGCAAUUGCACGCUCAUAUGUAAAUCUUCAACACCUGGAUUUGUCGUUCAAUGAAAUAAUUACGGAUAAAGCUAUAAGUGCGAUUGCAACUGGCUGUCCAGAUAUGCGAAAUUAUUUUCUCGAAGGCUGUGAACGGAUAACCGAUAAAUCAAUCAAAAAAACUGCACAGUUAAAUCGAAACCUGCAAAAGCUUAUUCUCACUUCCU
Ambispora gerdemannii is the source of this 314-nucleotide messenger RNA. The record is from the annotation of a GenBank genome assembly. Lineage: Eukaryota; Fungi; Glomeromycota; Glomeromycetes; Archaeosporales; Ambisporaceae.